UAGGCAUAAGGUCAGCAGUAGUGUGGGUAGGAUUAGGGUUACAAUCUUUAAAGAGAAAUGGUCGAAAUAGGCGGGGUUUAUGACUUUGUGGCUGUGCUAACUAUAGUGGCGGCCAGUGGAUGAGAGAGCCACGGUAGCGCCUGAUUUGGCACAGACAGGACGUCGGAGUAGGCUGUAUGUGUUUGUACCCCAUUUACAGAACUGGGAGGUUGAGUGCUCCUGUCAACGAGUGAAAGCUGCGCUUGCAUCGGGCGCUGUGAAAAUGGCGGAUGACUGCGCUAGGCUCAGUACAAUAAUCGGUCAAUGUUCGCACCGCAGACUUUGCCCGGUGAGGGAGUGUUGUGUGUACGGAAAUCCAGUAACGUGGCGCGAGCAGCUGUCAAGCAAAGAUAGUAGCGGAACGGGGGCUCCUCGGGCUGUCAAGCGAGUCGACCGCUGGAGCGCGCAAGGGCUAUAGCCCAGACCCCCAUUGAUACUACUGCUGCUGCCAUGGAGAGGAAAGAGCAUCCAGUUGGAGAAGUCCUCAUCAUUCCAAUGAGAUCUUCAACAUCACUUUCGCCCCAGGAUUCAGCUCGACCCCUUCCCACUCCCCUUCAGCCCUCCUCCCCUCCUCCACCCCUCUCUCUGUCCAGUCCCCAGCUCCAGGCUGAGUUUCUGAGAAGAGCUCCCAGAGCUGCUUCCCCCGACAACGAUUCGGAUAGACACAAAAACCUUCCCCACCAACCCUCUCCCUCUGUCUCCCCCUCUGUGUCCCUCUUCUCCUCCCCUCCUACCCCUCUUUCCUCCCCUCCUCCACCCCUCUCCCUGUCCAGUCCCCAGCUCCAGGCUGAGUUUCUGAGGAGAGCAAGCCGUGGUCUGAGAACUGUCUCCUGUGACACCAGCGAUGUCCUCACCUCCCCCAGCUCCACCCUGGUAUCCCCCUUUACCUCCAUCACCUCCUCCACCCUUACCUCCCCCCCACUGCCCCUGUCCUCCUCCACCCUUACCUCCCCCCCACUGCCCCUGUCCUCCUCCAUGCCCACUAAAGAGGGUUGCACUACUCUCCUGUCUCUCUCCAGUACUGAGCUGCUAACUGAGCUGUGUCAAUCUCAGUCCCGUCCUAUGAAGCACGUCUCUGUCUCUAAAGGACUCACCACUGUCUUCUCUGGACGGGGCAGGGGCAUAACGAAUCCUAGCCCUGCCACUGCCUCAGGAGCAGCCAACCAGACACUCCGCUCAGACUCCAUGUCCAAUAGGAGAGGACAGGCAGGUCCCAGGCUCUCUAAUGGGAUAAAGCGUUAGACUAAGCUAAAGUGCCCUUGAUGACCCCAGCUACUGUAUAAUGUAAUUGAAAUGAAUGAAAACCAGCAGUCCUGUGGCCCUCCGGGGCCUGGAGUUGAGAACUGAAUGAUACAUUAUCAAACACUAUCUAUACUGCCAUGUGCCAUUGCCAACACACUAACAUCAUAGACACAAUGCCAACCCACCGACAGACUUACACACACACACACACUGUACCUCUUCAUGUAAGACAUGGAAAGCAAUGUGGUGAGGUGAAGCAGGUCUUUCUCUGUAAAAAAAUAAAUGAUCUUUUGUCUCUAUUGUGUGUGUGUGUGUGUGUAACUUCACUGAUAAGAUCCAACCCAUGGCCAGAGUCUAGAGACAUCAUGAGAUACAGGGACUGUGUGUGUGCGUUGAUAGAGGGCUGAUGAAACAGUGGUUGAGAUAAGAGCCAAAGGUUAAAGGUCAAGUACAGAGUGUUCCAGGAGGUGUGGCUUAAAGAGGAAGUGUUUCUUUACUGUAAUGCAUUUAGAAAGAGAGGGAAAGGAAAACAAUACUAAGAAAUAAUGUAAGCUGCAAAGGGACAAGAAGAUAGAGAGAUAAGAUAUAGAGAAAUACAGCUAGGGUGGACAGCCGUUUACUACUAGUUAGUUGUAUUCCCCAGCCGGAUCUCUCUGUCGCGAAUAGCCUGGGGACGAGGUUACCUACCAGUAUGUGAGGGGUGGUCUACUGAGUUUGUCUGUGUUCAGGACAGUACCUGUUUGUGUAGACAAGAUGGGCAUUAAUGGACAACUGCAACGCUACCUGCUGCCAGCCUCCAUCAUGGCUCUGCUGCUCUUCCUCAGUUCUUUCUGGCUCCCUCAGAUUGCAAUGCCUGAUUGUGAGACCUCCUGGCACCCCUGUCUGAGUUUCAAUUUCUACCUUCCAACACUGGAGAGCCCUGUUAUUCCUCAUCCAGGAGGGGUGCAGAGUGAGGGACAGCAGGGUGAGAGGGGUGGAGUGUUGGGUUCUGUGCCCCCUCUCCAGGUGUGUCAAGGUCAACAAUUCCAGGUGUGGCGUCUCAUGUCCCACCUGACCUCUUCCAUGGCUACGCACUCUGAUGAUGUUCUGCUGGAGCACUACCUCUACAGCUGGGACGAACUCAUCAAGUUUAUGGAAUCUCUCGGACCUCUGGUCAGUUUUUUCUCUCAGAAGGUCAAAGAUAAGAUCGCUGUCAUCAGAGAGCUGGCCCAGCAGGAGAAAGAGGCCCUUGAGAAACGAAGUCCAGUAGAAGGACACUCUGGACUACAAACUCGCACAUCAGGACUAGAAGGCCCAGUGGCCUACAGUUCAGUGCGUUCCAUGGUGGAGUCGGAGCUGCAAAGGGGCUUGGUGAACUUCAGUGUGCGGACGCGCUCCGGCUGCAGAAAUCUGCUGCGGCUCCACCGUUCGCUGCUCUGGAUCCUGCUGCUACUGCAGGGCCUGGGGGAGGGACCGGACGCACAGGGGGUUUACCGCACCCCUGGGGAGCUCUGCAGGGAUGCAUACACCGUGGCCCUGGCCCCCCAUCACCCCUGGUUGAUCCGCAGUGCGGCUGAGCUGGUGUUUGUAGCUCUGCCAGACAGAAGAGUGUUCCUGGAUAUAGUUUGUGUGAGAAAAGAGGAGGAGGUUGGGCCGGUGCUCAACAUUGUUGUAGACGUUAUGAGAGAGGUAUACACACGCACACAGAGCAUACUGGAAGAACACAACAUGAUAGAGCUGCCAUAGAAAGACACAGACAGACAGGUAUGCCAGCACACAUAGCCUGCACAGACUAUAAAGACACGUGAUAGAAAGACUAGAAACACACUGCAACUCAGUUCGUUAGGCCUACCGUAUAAGCCUGUUAACAACUGUAUAUGUAGAAAAGCCCUUAUAACUAAUGAGAACCGUGGAAUACUUGCUUUGUGUCAGUGAAAGGAGUGAAUAAACAUGUUAUUUAUUCA
Molecule: messenger RNA, 3224 nt
Organism: Oncorhynchus keta (chum salmon)
Lineage: Eukaryota; Metazoa; Chordata; Actinopteri; Salmoniformes; Salmonidae
Gene: gltpd2a
Product: glycolipid transfer protein domain containing 2a
Exons: 9
Coding region: 2035-3006 (323 amino acids)
Biological process (GO): ceramide transport; intermembrane lipid transfer
Cellular component (GO): cytosol; membrane; cytoplasm
Molecular function (GO): ceramide 1-phosphate transfer activity; ceramide 1-phosphate binding
Source: RefSeq, a predicted model, not a curated record